Striga asiatica is the source of this 1514-nucleotide messenger RNA. The record is from the annotation of a GenBank genome assembly. NCBI's taxonomy places the organism in Eukaryota, Viridiplantae, Streptophyta, Magnoliopsida, Lamiales, Orobanchaceae.
AUUAAAUCUUAUAAAAUUGAUAUUUUGGUCCUAUAUGGCUAUAUAUUUAGAUCGUGAGCUACUUGGAUCCACAAAUUAUGCAAUUGGUCUUAAUACGUUUGAAUUUGUUAAAAUUGGUUCCAGAUAACAUUGAAGUAGCUGGGAAUGCUAGUGCUAAUUCACAUUUCAUAGCUUUCUUAUUAGUACAUAGUUUGUAAUUUUAACAUUUGAAUUGAAGGAAUAGAAGCUUCCAAAUUUUACAAUGUUAUGUGUCAUUUGAUAUCCAAUAAAUUAGUAUCAUAGCUACAAAAGUAAAAAAAUAUUAAUAAAAAAUACAGAAUUAGAUAAUAAAUAAUUGAUUAUAAAAAUGUUAAAAAGGAACAUAAUAAAGGAAAAUAUUACAAUCCAUUCUUGGGGAAGCCAACGUUUCAUUUAUAUUUUCCGCCCAAUGAAAUGAUGUCAAUGGCUCAGACACGCCUUUUGUUGUGGUGUCCCUUCAGACCUUACAAAAAAACAACAUUUAUUUUAUAUAUUAAUAAAAAAAAAGGGUAACCACUCCAAGAGUAGAGUAUGAGUAUAUAUAAAGGGCAAUGGCCAAUGAAGCUGAACUCUUAGAUCAGCUAUAGUAUUAUUCUUUCUUCUUUGUGAAAAUUGGAAUGAAGUGGGAAUUAAUGAAGAAGAUAUACCCCAACGGGAAUGGGUUCAGCCGGAGCCCUUCCCCUUCUUCUUCUUCCGGUUGCAGCGAUGAUGAUCCAAUGGUAGUCCUAACAGUAUGGAAGAAAUCGUUGGUUCUCAACUGCGAGGGAUUCACCGUAUUUGAUGCCAAUGGGAACCUUGUCUAUCGGGUUGACAAUUACAUCAACAGCCCUCGCAGAGUUGGGGUAUCCAAUUUCAAUGAGAUCUUCCUUAUGGAUGCCUUGGGAAACUCUAUUCUCACCAUCCGCCGCCAACGCAAGAAGCUGGACAGCAGCAACUGGUUUUUGUACGACGGCGAGACCACUGAUAAUCCGAGGUUUACGGCGAAUCGCUGCUGCUGCAGUGUGUAUGAUGAGAAGCGGAGGAGGCGAGUGGCAGAGCUGAAACCCAAGGAAACUUGUGUCAAAGGCCUCGCUUUUGGUGCCGAUGUUUUCCAAUUGCUUCUGUUCCCUGAUUUUGACCCCUCGCUUGCCAUGGCAAUUAUCCUUGGCUGCUCGCGUGUGGCCUCGGUGGCUGAACGGACACAAACAGGGGAUCGCUGGCUCAACGAUUGCGGACGAAGGCUCCUGCGGCGGCGUGCGGUGCUCGCAGGAUACGAUGGCUGGCUGUCGGGGCGCGGUUGUUCAUGGCGGUGGCUCUCGCUGGUCGCUCGCUUCGGCUCGCGGUUUCUUGUCACGUCGGGAAAGUCGGACGUGGAUUUUGAAAGUGGUGCAAUGUCAUUUCCAUCCAUAUUUGCUUGCUGUAGGGCGCUUCUCUUAGAUGGUCUCCACGAGGAUCUGAACCAUGUGAAAUGUAAACCUUGUGUCGAAGCUGAUGGCCGUCCAGAUGAAGAAGUAGCU